UCUUCCAUACAGCUUUCCUUAAUUGUAAAUUGAACGGAUAUUCGGUCGCCAUUUUACACUAAACAAGCUCUUUAGCUGGGAUUUUGCGAAUUAUCUCUGCCUCCGUAAUGGAGGAAAUUAAAGAGACUAAAAUAAUUUAUCAUAUUGACGAUGAAGAUACUCCUUAUUUGAUUAAACUAAAUGUCCCUGCUGACCGGGUUACCCUGGGUGACUUCAAAAAUGCCCUCAAUCGCCCGAAUUACAAGUUUUUCUUCAAGUCUAUGGAUGACGACUUUGGGGUUGUGAAAGAAGAAAUUAUAGAUGAAGAACAGAGGUUGCCAUGUUUCAAUGGCAGAGUUGUUUCAUGGUUGGUUGCUGCAGAGAGUAGUAAUGCGUCUGAUACCCAAUCACAGUGUACAGACUCGCAGGCUGGUGAUAUCCAUAUGCCAACAGAGAGGGUAGGCGGUAUUGGUGAUAGUAGGCCACCUUCUUUCCA
This is a messenger RNA of Ruditapes philippinarum (Manila clam), 475 nucleotides long. RefSeq names its product segment polarity protein dishevelled homolog DVL-3-like. The record is from RefSeq and is a predicted model, not a curated record. Lineage: Eukaryota; Metazoa; Mollusca; Bivalvia; Venerida; Veneridae. Gene Ontology annotation, molecular function: frizzled binding. Gene Ontology annotation, biological process: canonical Wnt signaling pathway. Gene Ontology annotation, cellular component: cytosol.